AUGGAUGAAUGUAGUAACGUUUUGUGGAAUUGUUUGGAAGAUGUUCUAGAAGAUGCAGCCGCUUUAGAAUCUUUCAAAGAAUGGUUUAGAGACGGUCGCAGUACGAAAAUUGUUGAUUCCAUAGAUCUGUACUUCGCAAUCAAAGCUUUCAAGAAUUUGAGUCAGCGCAAUGACCCUAAAUGCACUGAAAUUGCAUGCAAAAUCCAUCGAAAAUACAUCAGUAUGCGUAGUGGUACGUGCAUUUUUCUCCCAGAUGAAACUAGAAAAGAAAUGUCCGUACGAAUUCACGCUUUGUCAGCCAGCAAAGUUCCGCGUGAAAAUCUGUUCGAACCUUGCUUACAUGAGGUGUUAGAAUAUUUGCGGAAGCAGUAUGCUAUCUUCGUGAAUUCUAAUCAUUUCUGCAAUCUGGUAAAUCAAAAUGCAGAAGUAAAAGAGACACCAGUCGUCUUUAUUGGAAAUGAAAAUGACGAAAUGACGUGUUCCAUGGGAUGUUGUCACACGUGUGCUUCAACUAGCGCUGAAAGUGUGCUGCGCUCCGCUAAUCAUAGUUCAGUUUGGAAAAAGUGGAAAGCACCGAGACGAAGUACAGCUGUACAAAAUGUGAGUAAACGGGAUUCAGGUGAUUCUGUAUCAUGCAGUGCUGCGUCAGGUGAAGACGUUGGAAAUAAACAGUGUAAUUGGAAACGUCGAUCUGAACGCUUGUUUUCGCAAAGAGUUCAUGGCCUGCAACAGGACCAAGUAUUUUAUACCUGUCCACCAGAUGGCAGUGACUUUAAGCAUCAACGACCGGAAGAAAGGGAACGGUUCUCGGAAAUUCUUUGCUAUAAACUGAACAAAAUUUUAUCUCGUUUAGAGCAACAUAAACGUGAAACAGGAAAUGAAAUAUAUGCAAGAGAUUUGAAACAUUUAUCGACAACAGCCGAAAAAAUAGAUGAGGCAGAUUCGAUAAUCAGCGAUGAUUCGUUGGAUAAGUAUGAACAACGAAUGAAUGCUGAGUGGGAUACAAAUCCUAAAGAGGAUAGACGUCGCUCGCAAUCAGCAUCACCGGUGCGUUGGACAAGUACAUUUCACGUAACUAAUUUGUCAAAUCCAUAUGGUCGUAAUGGUUUUGCGCCACCACCUGGUGUUAUUACUGCCUUGAAAGAUUAUGCAAGCUGUGCACAGAAUCCUGGAUUUCAUAGUUUGCGUAGCACAACACCUUUGUCCAACAAUGAGUACGGUGGGCAUCGUUAUUCGGAUAGUUCGGGUUUCUGCAGUUCUGAAUCAGCUAAUGUCGUUAAUCGCGCAGCAUUAUUUGAAAAAGCUAGACACAUGGCAAUGUCUACUCAAAAUACUUCCUUUUCACAAUGUAAAUCUAGAACAUGCAGUGAAGUUUCUAGCAAUAGCUUUUAUUAUUGUUCUUGUCCUUACGAACAAAAACAACGAUUGUUUACUGACAACAUUGGUGGAAACUUUUGUCCACAACAGCAGUAUCUUACAGUAUCAUACAAAGAAGAACAUGCCGAAGCACCAUUUGUAGCUAAAUUGGAAAUGAGAGAUAUAACAUUUCGCGAGUUUCGUCGAUGUUUUGGUAUUUCAUCGAAGACGACUAAAAGUGUCAUGAGAAUAGAAAGCUUUUCUUCUAGGUUUUUUUUCAAAAGUGACUGCGAAGAUUGUUCGGCACCCUAUCAGUGGACCAUAGUUGAUGAUGACUGUACCGUUUUACCCGUGUUUGAAGGUCGAAUAACGGCAGAAUGUCGAAGUUGUUCUGAUUUUGACUGA
Thelazia callipaeda (thelaziosis nematode) is the source of this 1761-nucleotide messenger RNA. NCBI's taxonomy places the organism in Eukaryota, Metazoa, Nematoda, Chromadorea, Rhabditida, Thelaziidae. The record is from the annotation of a GenBank genome assembly.